Molecule: messenger RNA, 3411 nt
Organism: Temnothorax curvispinosus
Lineage: Eukaryota; Metazoa; Arthropoda; Insecta; Hymenoptera; Formicidae
Product: alpha-tocopherol transfer protein-like
Exons: 4
Coding region: 1987-3075 (362 amino acids)
Cellular component (GO): membrane
Molecular function (GO): phosphatidylinositol bisphosphate binding
Source: RefSeq, a predicted model, not a curated record
CCACUCACGGCCUCGGACACGCGAAGAUGUACUAAUGGUCGUUCAAUUCGUGCGAGGGGCUUUUUCAACGUGCGGGGACGUGCGGGCGAAAAGUGAACCGCCGAGGCCGCGUGUCGGUACACAAAGAAAUGUGCGCCAGUUACAUCAUCGCCGCGAUCGGCACCGCCGGGCGUACAGUAUCGCGCUACACUCGCGCGGGAAACCGCACCAUAACUGCAGCUGCAUCUUUCACCGGGCAGUGUUCUGACUGCGAGGCGAAAAUCACAUACGCGAGCGCGAUGUGCAUCGGAACGCAGAAUCGUCCGUUUCUCGUUUUAACGUUCGUCGCCGAUCCGUCGUCCUCUUCCGUGCGUUUUAACGCGGACGCAACAAGCGUCCGCUCGACCGUCCGCGCAUUUAAUUAGAUUUCAUGCACACGCGCUAUAUUUUUCUGUUUAAAUGUGCGCAAUAUAUCGCCCCGACCCGCCUUCGGCGAGAAUUUACAUUCACGCGAGUGCAAGAAGAUAAUAAGUGCUGUUUAAGAAAACAAAAAGAGCCGUCUCUAUCGAGGAAAAGGAACAAUACCGUGACGCUGACGUAACGUGUUAGCUUGUCUCUCAGACAGACAACAGAUCAGACUGCUGCUUGCUCGUUGCGCAACGCGCGCCGCUGGUUUUUGUUAACAAAAAAGAAAGAGGAUAUGUGAAUCGCGCGUCGCUACCGAGCGUAAACGACGGAUAUCCUAACUGCGCGCGCGAGGCGUUCUCUGGGGAAUUAAUAUAGAUAGAUUUUAAUUACAUGUGCGUUUCGCGCGCGCGAUUCCGAGAAAAUGACCAGGAUUGAAACGACGACGGCGGGUAGACGUUGCUGCAAGAGUAGAAUACCGCCAACCGGAUAUUGGCUUCGUAGAGGCUGAAGGAGGCGCGUAGUUGUGUCGCGCACACAACGACAACGGAACGCGCGUAUUCCGUUCGCGAAAACACACCAGCUAUACCGUGCUCGACGCGCGUAUUACGACACAGGAAAAAGACAAGCCCCUUAUGAUACACUCCGAAACGUUUACGAGUUCACGAGGCUUGCUUCAAAGUAGCACGCUGGCACUUCGUGCCAAUUAAUUCAUAUUGAAGAUUGAUACAAUGAUUUAAUGGAGAGCAACAUUGCAGACGUUGAAAAACGCUUUAUCGGCGAUACAACAAUUUAUUGGCGUUACGAUAUAUAAAUCGUUAUACGUUAACAAUGAGAUAUUCUUUUAACACUACGCAGCUAUAUCUUCUUUGACGCCUAUCUGCGUCAUCGGUUAAUUCGAUAAUUUCCCGAUUUAUCAUGCAAAACGUAUGUACAUGAUACAACGUGAUACAAUGUAAGAAAUGUUGGCGUAAAAAGAAGGCAAUUGUUUUCUUGUCACUGUGUCUGUUUAAUCGCUAUUGAGAUCGGUAAAUUGAGAUGAAUCACGCCGUGUUCUGAACUUCGUCCGGUUGAUGCGAACUAGACCUCGCCGAUCACGCUCCAAGUUUGAGAGACUCAAGGUUCGCGCUGCUGCUAACUGCGCGACAUUUAAAUAAUCUUUAUUCAAGGGCGCGUCGUGCGGUCAAUAUUGGUCGCAGGAAAAAAAAGUUCAGUUUGAGUCAGCGUCAAUAAGUCGGCAAGAGGCUCACGAGGGAUCAUUGUUUGCGUAUGCACCGGUCGCUCGCAGGCAACACGCGCAACUGCACGCACGUGCACGCGUGUAUGCGUCAAUGUAUGCACGUACGUUUAUCUACUCGCGUGUAUAGAUGUUCGUGUGCAAGAAUAUCGGGUAGAAGGAGGUUAUCUGGUAACGCCGGAGACAGGCGGCCGGCCAAUAGUUGUAUACGAGCGCGAUCCACGACUGAAUGAACGCGCGAUUUCGCUUUUUCCCGCGCACGAGUGUCGAUCGAGGAGACACGCCGAUUCCGGAGAUUCCGUGAAAUCUUCCCAUAGAAUCGUUAAAUGAAAUAGAUCAUCGAUCUAUCUGUGCUGUGUGCUAUCAUGCCGCAGGAGAGCGAGAAGAUCGGCAACGGCGCCGGGUCGACGAUUCUAACGAAAGAACGCUACGGUCCUUCGAUCGAAAGUGACGCGGAGGCACAGAGGACCCUUGCCAAGGAGAAGCCCGAUGUCAAGAGGCAGGAGGAUCUAGAGCUUCGCAAGGGUGCCGACGACAUGCCGGAACUCAAGGAUCAAGAAUUGGAGGACGACGAGCAGAUCACUCUGGAUCUGUGCGAGCCGCCGCCGGAAGUCAUGGAGUACGCCAGAAGGGAGUUAGGGGAGACCGACGAGGUCAAGUGUCAGACGCUGCAGGAGUUCCGCGAUAUGAUCUACGAGACAGGCGAGUGCAUGCCGCACAGGAUGGACGACGAUUUUCUCCUCAGAUUUCUUCGCGCUAGGAACUUUAACAUAAAGAGCGCACAUAAGCUGAUAGUGAAUUACUACAACUUCAAAGAGGAACACCCGGAGAUCCAUCAGAUGAUGAGCUCGACCGAGAUGAGGUAUAUAGGUGACGACAACGUGAUCACGGUGCCGCCGUAUAGAACCCAGUGCGGCAGACGCGUAAUGAUCUAUCGUUUUGGCAAUUGGGAUCCGCGCAAAUAUUCCACCGAGGAGCUCUUCAAAGCCACGGUCGGGAUCCUCGAGCUCGGCAUCCUCGAACCCAGGGCGCAAAUUAUGGGCGGCGUCGCCAUUUUCGAUUUGAAGGACAUCUCCAUGACACACGCGUGGUCCGUGACGCCUCAGGUGGCAACUAUGAUGCUGUCUCUGAUGGUGACCGCGUUUCCCAUCAGGAUACACGCGCUACACAUCCUCCAUCAGUCGUGGGUCUUCGACGCGAUCUUCGCGGUCUUCAAGCCGCUGCUCGACGCCAACAUGCGAAACAAGCUGUUCUUCCACGGUAGCAACUACGAGAGUCUACACAAGCACAUAUUGCCCGAGUACCUGCCGAAGGUGUACGGGGGCACGAGGAACGAGCUGCCCUAUUACAAGUGGAUUGCAGCCAUAAUCAAAGAUCAGAAGGUCGUCGAGGAGAUGAAUAAAAUGGGAUAUUUCGUCACGGACGAUAUUCGCGACUCCUUCAUUCAAAAGUAAAAUCGAUCAAAUCCUGGGGAGAGAACGGGGGGGCUUCAGGGAAACUUUAAAAUAUGCAUGGUAUUCUUUUGUAUACAUGAUAUUACUUAGCAAUUAGUUCGCACGCUCUUAUCAUUAGUAUCGCCAUUUAGUCUCUUAUUACCGUAUCUUUUUGACUUUUCGAUUAAGACACAAGACGUCUUGAAUGCGUUUUGCGUAGAUUAUUUUACGUUAUUUUUAGAUAGAAUUUUAAACGCUUUAUAUUAUUUAUAUAUCCAAGAUAUAUCGUACUUGUGAUUAUGUAUUCAAGGUUGGUAGCUAAGGCCUUAAAUAAAAGUUUUACCACGAUCAAAUGGA